AUCAGGAAAGAAACUGAAAAAACUUACUAUUGCAUGUUGCUAUGGUAUGGUAUGCGAUGGCUUGGAUAAAGCAAUUCAAAAGCUCCCAAUGUUAGAAGAGCUGAGCCUGACACACACUGAUAUCACCAGUGAGGGAAUUGAAGCUCUUGGACGCUGUUGCCCACGGUUGAAGUCGUUUGAAUUGAAUAACUCAUGUUAUAUGGGAUCAGAUAUAAACUUAGUUAAUGAUUCUGAUGAAGAUGAAUCAGAUGAAGGAGAUGUAAGAAAUAAUGAUGCUCUGGCUAUUGCUAAGAACCUGCCUACGUUGCAACACCUUCAGCUCAUAGGGAACAAUAUGACAAAUGAAGGCCUUCAAGCUAUUCUUGAUAGUUGUCCUAAUCUGUUAUCACUCGACCUGCGGCGGUGCUUUAAUGUUAGCCUCAAUGAAGUCUUGAGUAGUAGAAUUUCUCAACAGAUUAAAGAUGUGAAGUACCCACAUGACUCUCUGGCAGGUUUUAAAUUUUCGUUUGAAUCUUGGGGGGCUGCAGGUGAUGGAUAUAACAUGUCUUCUGAUGAUUACAUGUAUGAUGAUUAUUACUAUGGUUUUUGA
Molecule: messenger RNA, 589 nt
Organism: Nicotiana tabacum (common tobacco)
Lineage: Eukaryota; Viridiplantae; Streptophyta; Magnoliopsida; Solanales; Solanaceae
Source: RefSeq, a predicted model, not a curated record